GUAAUUUUUCCCAUUUACAAAGAGUCCAACGUUUUAAAAACAGAAAAUAGACUUUAGUCUUAACCCGUAAUUAUAUCUAUUCAGGAGUUUUCGCAAACACCGCCUUUAUAUGUUCCACCACUUUCGGCAACCUCUUAAAGCCAACAAGGGCGGCGAAACAAUCUCCCCAACUUUUUCCGGCGGUCCAACGAUCGAGAGAGAAAACCCAGACAAAUGGAAUCCGAGGAACCACUCCUCCUCCUCCUCGUACCAGACAACGACGACGCACGAGAAGAAAAAGAUUCGACGAAAAAAUGGGAAGCGUUUGUGAGAGAGCUGAACAUGGUGAGCUACAUAGCGAUGCCGAUGGUGGUGGUGUCGGUGUCGCAGUACAUGCUCCGGGCGGUGUCGCUGAUGAUGCUGGGCCACCUCGGCGAACUCGCACUCUCCGGCGCCUCCAUCGCCACCUCUCUUUCGAAUGUCACCGGUUUCAGUCUCCUUACUGGAAUGGCUAGUGCAUUAGAGACUCUAUGCGGACAAGCCUACGGAGCGCGGCAAUACGAAAAAGUCGGAAUUCUGACGUACGGAUCCAUAAUAUGGCUCUGUCUCGCAUGUUUACCAGUAUCUCUAUUAUGGAUUUACACGGAAAAUAUUCUAAUUCUACUCGGCCAAGACCCACUAAUCUCUGCAGAAGCCGGAAAUUUUUCGAUUUGGCUAAUCCCUUCACUAUUCCCGUACGCCAUUCUUCAGUCUUUGGUUCGUUACUUGCAGAUUCAGAGUUUGAUAUUCCCUAUGCUCGUUAGUUCGUUAGCUUCCCUAUGCAUCCAUGUGCCUCUUUCGUGGGUUUUUAUAUUCAAGUUAAAUCUCGGAAAUGCUGGCGCAGCACUAGCUAUCGGCUUCUCCUAUUGGUCGAACGUGAUCAUGCUUGUUCUGUAUGUGAAGUAUUCUUCGACGUGUAAGAAGACACGUGCUAAGUUCUCGCGGGAUUUGUUUCUGACUAUGGGAAUAUUCUUCCAAUAUGCUAUCCCUUCUGCAGUAAUGAUUUGUUUGGAGUGGUGGACAUAUGAGAUAAUCAUAUUGCUUGGUGGACUAUUGCCGAACCCGGGUUUAGAGACAUCGGUGCUAUCAAUAUGCCUCACAAUUACUACGAUGCACUUUCUUGUACCGUAUUCUUUUGGUGCUGCAGCAAGCACCCGAAUUUCUAAUGAACUUGGAGCUGGGAAACCACAGUCGGCUCGGGUAGUUCUCUCAGCUGUGAUGUUUCUGGCAAUGGUGGAGCUAGUUAUUGCAGUAACAGUUAUUUUCUUCUGCCGUAAUAUAUUGGGAUACUCGUUCAGUAACGAGAAAAACGUGGCCUAUUAUGUCAAAGAAAUGACUCCGUUUCUUUGCUUAUCCAUCGGCAUGGAUUGCAUAGUAGCAGCCCUUUCAGGAGUUGUAAGAGGCGGCGGGUGGCAGCGAAUGGGAGCUUACGUAAAUCUCGGUGCGUAUUAUAUAGUAGGUAUUCCGAUAGCAUUAGUACUAGGAUUCGUUUUGCACUUGAAAGGCGAAGGUCUUUGGGCUGGAUUAGUAGCCGGUGGAACAGUACAAGCUAUCCUUCUCGGCUUUAUAACGUCCCGUACUAAUUGGGAGGAACAGGUACAAAUUUUCCGACAACUUUUUGGCUUCGAUUAUUGCAAUAAAUCUUCUUACACUAAAUAUAUAUAUUUUAAAAAAAAUAUGUAUAUUUCAGGCUAGUGAAGCUAGACGACGAAUAUCUUAUGAGAAGACUUCGGUUCGGAAUGAGUUGGUUUGAGAGAAUGAAAGAUUGUGGAGAUACAUUUAAGUUCUUUCAUUGUCUGGUUGAGUUUGGCUAGGGAUAUAUAUAUGUUUUAUUUAUUUA
Molecule: messenger RNA, 1858 nt
Organism: Erythranthe guttata (spotted monkey flower)
Lineage: Eukaryota; Viridiplantae; Streptophyta; Magnoliopsida; Lamiales; Phrymaceae
Source: RefSeq, a predicted model, not a curated record